AUGGGUGGAAUGGGUUUUCGUGACUUGAGGUAUUUUAACCAAGCACUCCUCGCAAAACAAUGUUUCCGGCUUAGCAUGGAAACUAGGUCCUUGUUGAGUUGUGUUUUAAAGGCGCGGUACUAUAAACACUCGAAUCUGGUAGAGACAAGAAGGGGUUAUGACCCAAGCUACACUUGGAGAAGCAUGUGGGGGGAAAAAUCUCUAUUACUUGAAGGGUUAAAGUGGCGUGUGGGGAAUGGCUUAUCAAUCAAAGUAUGGUAUGAGGCCUGGAUGCCCGGGAAUGGAACUCACUUUAUUCCAACACCAAGAGUGGACAGUGAUAUGGCAUUGCGAGUGUCAGACUUAAUUGACUAUGAAAAUCAGUGCUGGAAUGGCAGUAUGAUCAAGGAGGUAUUUGUGGAGGAGGAGUAG
Molecule: messenger RNA, 411 nt
Organism: Spinacia oleracea (spinach)
Lineage: Eukaryota; Viridiplantae; Streptophyta; Magnoliopsida; Caryophyllales; Amaranthaceae
Exons: 1
Coding region: 1-411 (136 amino acids)
Source: RefSeq, a predicted model, not a curated record